CGAUGGAAGAAGUAGAGGGAAGCGGAGCUGCGUUAGCAUCAAUGGAGGAGGCUGCAGAGCUUAUUCCCUUGGAUCAGUAUGUAACACUAGAAUACCCGGGGCUUGGAAUGAUUGGUACGAUUAAACCCGCGCCUAAACAGCGAGAGGUGGCGGAAUGGCGACCUUCUCUAGGAGAGAUGGAGUCGGGAGGACCCACUUUCGUCAUGGGAGAAAUCGAUGUUCUGAACAUCAUACGAGCCUUAGAUCACCGAAUCCCCCUUCCGAUCGGUCAUCUGCUCUUGAUAUCGGAACAUGCUAACGAACGUAUGCUGCAGCACUGCAAAGCAAACCGGAAACGAUUUGCCCUUACCCGAACGACAAACACGAAAAUGAAAGGACCAACACCGGACGAAAAUGUCGCAGAUACUUCUGAUCCCAUACGCAUAGGACUAAUCCAAAAAGAUGACCACUUCCUGCAUAUUAAACCGAUCCGAUGGAAAUCCGCGGAAUGCGACAUUGAGUUUGAUAUUCGGCAUGGCUUCCACCACAUUCUGGUUAAGGAGGAAGAUCGGCCGAACAUGGCCUUCGUACUGUUUGAGGGCACGUGGCAAUGGGUUCGGUGUCCGAUGGGGAUUUGCAAUGCGUCGGCCACGUUUCAGCGAGCCAUGAACGUCACGUUUCAGAACUUCGUCAAUAACACACGGUUAACGCAGAGAAUGAUCAACUUCUGCGUCAUCGUGUACAUGGACGACAUCCUGGUCUAUUCAGAGACCUAUCACGACCAUGCGCAGCAUAUCGAGUGGGCGUUGGGUGCUCUGAGAAACGCCGGAUUCAAGAUUGCGCUCGAAAAUAGUGAAUUUUUCCUUUCGGAAAUUUUGUUCUUGGGCUACGUUGUGACACGUGGAGGACUGCGGCCUGACUCGAGAAAGGUCGCGGCGGUGAAGGAAGCUCCUGUUCCCACGUCACUGACGCAGGUUCGAGCCUUCUUGGGGUUAGCCUCGUACUAUCGUCGUUUCAUCAAGGGCUUCGCCGCGAUUGCACGACCCUUAACGAACUUACGAGGAGUUAGCGAUCGAAGAAGAAGAAGAGAAGAAGAAGAAGAAGAAGAAGAAGAAGAAGAAGAAGAAGAAGAAGAAGAAGAAGAAGAAGAAGAAGUUGAGGAGGACGAUGAGGAAGAGACACCGGAAGAGGGGAGUUAUAGUGAACACAACGAAGAGGAGCAGAGUGAGGAGGAAGAAGAAGAAGAGCAAGGCGAAGAAGAGGAAGAGCUAGCGCUGGAAGAAUCUGAGUGGGGGAUCUUGGCGGAGGAGGCGGAACAAACGGACGCUCAGGCAGAGGACCCCGAGGCGGCGCGCAAGAGAGAGGAGAUCGCGGCCGGAAAGCGACAGCUGGAAUUCGCCAGCGGAGCAAAUCUGCAGAUCGUCGACGAUCCGGCCCAAGAUCCGGAGCCGCCCAAGCCCGAAGAUGGAGACCCAGUGCCCGAGACUUCGAGCGCACUGACAUGGCGGCGACGAAGCCGAUCCCCCUCCCCCUCCAUCUCCGACCGUCCACCAGUUCGAGCCCGUUCUGAUGCGGGCCAUCGGGCUUUGUCCCCGGUCGUUAUCCCGCCGUCCCUUUGACCAUCUCACCCUUCGCCAGAUUACCACCCAUGUCACCUUCCCCCGUAACCCCUUCCCCAUC
Molecule: messenger RNA, 1659 nt
Organism: Chara braunii
Lineage: Eukaryota; Viridiplantae; Streptophyta; Charophyceae; Charales; Characeae
Source: the annotation of a GenBank genome assembly